GCUAAACAUGUCUGGAAGAGGCAAAGGAGGCAAAGGCCUGGGGAAAGGAGGCGCCAAGCGUCACCGCAAAGUUCUCCGUGAUAACAUCCAGGGCAUCACCAAGCCCGCAAUCCGUCGUCUUGCUCGUCGUGGCGGAGUGAAGCGUAUCUCUGGCCUGAUAUACGAGGAGACCAGAGGUGUGUUGAAAGUGUUUCUGGAGAAUGUCAUCCGUGACGCUGUCACUUACACCGAACACGCUAAGAGGAAGACGGUGACUGCAAUGGAUGUUGUUUAUGCUCUUAAGAGACAAGGGCGCACUCUGUACGGCUUUGGAGGUUAA
This is a messenger RNA of Entelurus aequoreus (snake pipefish), 319 nucleotides long. Its product is annotated as histone H4. Gene Ontology annotation, molecular function: structural constituent of chromatin; protein heterodimerization activity; DNA binding. The transcript has a single exon. Bases 8 to 319 code for a protein of 103 amino acids. NCBI's taxonomy places the organism in Eukaryota, Metazoa, Chordata, Actinopteri, Syngnathiformes, Syngnathidae. Gene Ontology annotation, biological process: nucleosome assembly. The record is from RefSeq and is a predicted model, not a curated record. Gene Ontology annotation, cellular component: nucleosome.